Dacryopinax primogenitus is the source of this 850-nucleotide messenger RNA. RefSeq lists its product as uncharacterized. Lineage: Eukaryota; Fungi; Basidiomycota; Dacrymycetes; Dacrymycetales; Dacrymycetaceae. The record is from RefSeq and is a predicted model, not a curated record. The coding region runs from base 402 to 572 and encodes 56 amino acids. The transcript has a single exon.
AGUAUUGGGGAGGUCGGCGGAGCAAUACUUCGGGAACCGUAGUUGCGAGGUGUCUUCAUCAAGUGUGCUGGGGGAAUGUUCGAGACGCUGAUAAAGGUAGAUGGCAACAGACAAGCAGUGAUCGAAGACGACAUGGAACCAGGGGCUGCAUCAGGUGUCAGGAAAUCGACGUCUGAGAAGGUAUGGUAACUGGACGUGCUUCGGCGGAGUGAUACGGUCGGCUCGGCAGCUAUGCAGGGUAUAUGGACCUGCAGGCGAGAGAUGGUGCGAUCUCUGCGGUCCUCAGGUUGCAACUUGACGUCGCCCGGGGCAUCUAUGAGUACGGAUGGCAAAGGAAGGCUGAUGUUGAACGUCUUGCAAUGCCUUGAUUGCCAUGGUCGGUCGUGCAUCUGAUAGGUAGGAUGAGCGGUAGACGAAUAGUAUUCUGGACACCGGAGGAGGAGCAACAACUAGAACAUCCUGGCAUGUCGACCGUCGUCGAGGUUCGUUCACAUAUCGGCGCUGAAGUCGUGCUCGGGAAGGAACAUCAGAUAAAUGAAACCAAUGAAGCCCGCGUCAGAUGUGGUGGAUAGGUAGACAUCAUCGUCAAAUGUGUCUUCGUCCCUUCCUUGAUCGCCGCUCCGUAGCAUAUAUAUGCUUUCUCGUUCUGGCAGCCUCUGAAUCGAGUUGUUUCGGUGGCGAACGCAGAAGGUGGGGGACCUUGUCUUGGACGGUUGGCAAUCCAAGUGAAAUGGAGAAAUGGGAGCGCUUCCUUCUAGUUGUUGCCUUGCGAGUAGGGGCACUUCUCCGAGAGGAAGAUGCGGACGCAACAGAAGGAAAGAGGGCGAGAUGACGAGGAGGGGUACGUCAC